Molecule: messenger RNA, 4618 nt
Organism: Neocloeon triangulifer
Lineage: Eukaryota; Metazoa; Arthropoda; Insecta; Ephemeroptera; Baetidae
Product: hemocyte protein-glutamine gamma-glutamyltransferase-like
Exons: 15
Coding region: 76-2298 (740 amino acids)
Biological process (GO): peptide cross-linking
Molecular function (GO): protein-glutamine gamma-glutamyltransferase activity
Source: RefSeq, a predicted model, not a curated record
CCCACGUUAUAAAUUCAGACAGGCCAGUUGUACUUAGACUUUUUGUCGAAGAGGAGAACAUAAUAAGCGGAAGCAAUGCCAGGAGAGACAGCAUGGAGCAGGGUGAGCGUGAGCCCCGAACCACCAGAGGACGACACCGGCUCUUAUUCACCAGCCUAUUUCAACGCGCCCUUUGUUCCCGCGGCCCUGACCGUGAAAUCGGUUUCACUGGAGGCGCUGCAAAAUGCGUCCGCGCAUCAGACCCGCCGAUUUGAGCUGGUCAGGAUGGCCAGGCCCACGCCUAUCUUCAGAAGGGCCCAGCAUUUUGAUGUGAUCGUCAAGUUCAAGGAGAACAGAGCUUUCGACUUGGAAAAGGACGCCCUGAGACUCGUCUUCAGCAUUGGGAGAAAUCCGAACCCUCUAAAGGGCACCCAGGGCCUAGUGAGCAUUUUGAACGACGCCUCCGAGUGCUGGCCGCCUCAUGAUGGCCGAUGGUAUGGCCGGUUGCAGAGCUCCAGUGAAACGGAAACUAAACUGGAGGUGCGAGCUGCUGCAGAUGCUCCGGUCGGCGUCUGGUCACUGACAGUGGAAACGGGCGUGAAGGAGGACCCGACCGCCGCACCCAAGGUCUUCGCGCACAACGAACACAUCUACUUGCUCUUCAACCCGUGGGUGAAAGACGACGCCACUUUCAUGGAGAACAAAAGCCUGCUGGACGAGUACGUGCUGACGGACGUGGGCAAAAUCUGGAUGGGCUCGCGCGACCAGCACCACGGCCGCCAAUGGGUUUUCGGCCAGUUCGACAAGGCGGUCCUGCCGGCAGCGAUGUAUGUGCUGGAAAAGACCAAUUUGGACCACGCAAACAGAGGCAACCCGAUCCUCCUCUCCAGGGCCAUCAGCAAACUGGUGAAUUCAAAUGACGACGCCGGAGUGCUGGUCGGAAAUUGGUCGGGCGAAUACUCGCUAGGAACUGCUCCGAGUGCUUGGACGGGCUCGGCCAAGAUUUUGGAGCAGUAUUAUUUGACCAGACAACCUGUCAAGUAUGGACAAUGCUGGGUCUUUGCUGGAGUCACAACGACCAUUUGCAGGGCUCUCGGCCUGCCCUCUAGAGCGGUGACCAAUCUCGUUUCUGCCCACGAUUCAAACGCCUCGCUGACCGUGGACAAAUUCUACGACAUCAACUCGCGUCCGAUGGAAAACGGCGACUCCAUCUGGAACUUCCACGUUUGGAACGAGGCGUGGAUGGCGCGACCCGACCUGCCCAAAGGCUACGGUGGCUGGCAGGCGAUCGACGCCACGCCGCAGGAGACCAGCGACGGUGUGUACCAGUGCGGCCCAGCCUCUUUGCAGGCCAUCAGACAAGGCUCGGUCGGUCUCAAGUACGACGUGCCUUUCCUCAUCGCGUCCGUGAACGCAGACGUCAUAUACUGGAAGUACGACCCGACCUCCGAGAUUGGCUAUCGCAGGAUGAGCGUUUCCACGGCCGAGGUUGGCUUCAAGAUUUUGACCAAGAAAGCGAAUAUGUUUGACCACACUGGACAAUCUGACGCGGAGGAUAUCACGCUGCUCUACAAAGCCAAAGAAGGAUCGCAAAUGGAACGCAGCGCCAUGUACAACGCGGCCAGGGGCUCCAAGAACGCGCAGCGCUACUUGCUGCAGCCAGGCGAGGCCAGAGAGGACAUCAAAUUCACACUGAGUGACCUGGAAAAGGUUAACGUGGGUGAAAACUUCCCCAUCGAAGUCAAUAUCAAAAAUGAAGUGGACGACGUAAGAACUUUGGACGUGAUUCUCUCGGCCAGCAGCGUCUACUAUAAUGGAGUCGAGGCUAAUCUGAUCAAGAAGGCCGCUGGCAAGUUCAAAAUCAGGCCAGGAGGAAAAGACACGCUGCGCCUGGCGGUGACACCUGAGGAGUAUCUGCCGAAGCUGGUCGAGUACGGAAUGAUGAAGAUUUUCGCCGUGGCCACCGUUUUGGAGACAAAGCAAACGUGGGCCGCCGAAGACGACUUCCAAAUCGUAAAACCGAAAAUUGCCAUCAAGGUCCCAGACGGCGUUACAGCAAAAAAGGUGUCCUCGAUUGAGUUCUCUGUGAAAAACCCCUUGAAAACCACUUUGCAUAACUGCAAGUUGCAAUACGAGGGUCCGCACGUGCUCACCCCAAACGUGACGCUCAGCAUGGCUGACAUUGGUCCCGAAACGGAAAUAACAGUCAAAGGCGACGUGACUCCUAUUCGCAAGGGAAAGUUCCCGCUUGUUGCGGUUUUUACCUCUGACGAGUUGGUCGACAUCACCGGCUCAGCAACCGUAGACGUUACACCAUGAGUUGCUUGAUUUAUGACACAUAAUGAUUGUUCCAAUUAAACUUUUAAGUUUUGCAUUUUUAAAAUAUCAUUAUCUACCGCCAUUUGUUUUCUAUUGUUGUUUUCUUGCAUAGCAAUAUUAAAAUAAAACAAUUCAAAGUUUUUGAAAGUGAUAGUUAAUUAAAAAAAAUUAAGAAGAUUUUUGUGGAUUUAUAAAACAUAAAUUCUUCCGCAACCCAGCCAGUCCUCAUCCACUAACAUUCUCCUAUCAUUCUUUAGUGGAUUGAACUGGCGAUAGAAGAAACCACUAACAAUCUUCUAAAAAUCUGCUAUCGAUAGAAGAUCGCAUCCACUAUAAAGAAUUUUAAUGGAUUAUUUUAUAGAAAAUUUCUUAAUGGUGCUCUUCUGCUAUCAAUUUCUUAGUGGUUUUCUUCGUGGAUUUUUAGUGGAAUUGACUGAUACUGGAUUUGGCACUCUAACAAAAAACCCACUGAUGUCAGCAGUAACUCGCACGCGCAUAACUUUUAUAAAUCUAGAAUUUCCAAAACACAUCAAAACUAUCCUAAAUAAGAUAAAAAGCUGAAAUAAAAAAAAUUCGUUUUGUUUUGAUAUUAAAUAUUAAAUAUAUUAAACAAGUUCCUGGGAACUUGUUUUAGUUCCCGGGAACUUGUUUUAGUUGAAAAACUUGCAGAAUGAAAAUGAUUUGAAAUUCAAAUUAAAAAAAUAGAUGUUUAAACAUAAUAAAAAAUUUUGAAAUAUCUUUGUUAGCAUUAAAAGCUUUUAUUUUGAAGCAUUUAGCACUAGCAGAUAAUUUCCUCGGAAAUUGGCUGGACUUGUAAUCAAAUAAUGAUAAAUUUUUUUUUUAAUAUAGUUCCCGGGAACUAAAAUAACUAAAUAUUUUUAAAUUUAAAUUGUUAUAAAAUAAUAAAUUAAAGCUCUCAAUUGGUACAAAACAUUUUAUGAAAUUUAUAUGGUUGGCAUUUCAUUUAUUUAUAAGCAAGUUUAUAUUAGUCUGAAUAUUAAAGAAUUCAUUAUUAUUUGUAAGAUUGUUGCCAAAUAUAAAAUAACACAUAAUUUCAAAUAAAUUUUUUUUGUUCUUUUAUUAAAAAAGAACCUAUACAGUAAAUUUUUUUCAAUUAAAUAAUUUUCUACACUCCCAAUCAGAAUAAAAGGCAAUCACAAAAUAAAAAUUAAUAAAAAUGUUUGAUUAUGGCAAGGAUAAAACUUUCGGAAGUUAAACCAUCUAAAAAAGCAAUUUUGCUUGAAGAAAUCGUCCCUUUGAUGAGCAAUGUUAUUUUCCGGUUUGCAUAUUUAUGAGGGUGAAAGUAUUUCCCCGUGGGCUUUAUUGUUCUUUCACAGUAAAAAUAAAUCACCACCGGCAUUUACCGCUGGAAUGUCACGUUUGCAAAUUGCGCUUUCACAUGCCAAGGCUGAAUUCCACCGUAAAUUGAAAAUAAGACAAUUUUAAUGUUCACCGCGUGUUAUCGUUUUAUGGAUUAAAUUGAUAAUAUGCAGUGAGCGGAGAGUGAUUUUUCCACAACGGGGCAUAAAAAAAGCUGAAUACACACUGCCAAAAGAAAGUUUUAACGACGUGAACGUGCCAGUCCCAGAUCUUCUUUCUUUCUCCAAACUCUUGUUUAUCACUCCACUCUUUCAAAACAAGAAAAAAAAGGUCCAAAAGAAACUUUGCUCCAUAAUUCUCCUUAGUUUGACGUAACAGUUAAAAAUAAACACAAUCGGGUUACAAGCAAUGAUUUUUACAAUAUUAAUAAAUUUGCUAUGCUGUCAAAAUCUGCAAAAAUAAUAAAUUUAUCACUUAGAAUUUGGAAUUUUUUUUUUUUGAUGAAAAAACGUUGAACUUGAGUGGAAUAAAGACAGCUUGGCGCGCAUUUCUCUUUUCCACGCCAUUUAAGCAGCUCGCCGUGCGAUCAUAACACGAAUUACGUUUGCCACAACACGUAAGCCUUUGUGCACCACUCUCGUCUCAACGCUUUUUGCGCCGAGCCAUUACCGAUUCUCAUGUUCACUCGCAUUGAAAUCAGCUACACUUUUGUUAUUGCUGUUGUUGCCGGCACGAAAUGCCAAAGAGAAAAGAGAUGUUCUGCGUGGGUUUGCGAUUUUCCACCGUUAAUCAUCACUGCGCCUCGCGUGAAUUAUAAUUCAUUAGCAACAAAAAGGGCUGGAUUUGUAAAACACGCACGCUGAGAAUUAAUUCAACCAUUCCAAUUAUUUAUGUACGAGGAACUACGUUUUGAGUUAUGGAUUAUGGAAAAAUACAAUAAUUGUAAUUAUUACAAUCUCUUUUUUUAUUAUAGUUUUACAUGAAUUUGAUAGUAAUUAAG